Messenger RNA from Thermochaetoides thermophila DSM 1495, 840 nucleotides. RefSeq names its product methyltransferase-like protein. Gene Ontology annotation, molecular function: S-adenosylmethionine-dependent methyltransferase activity. Lineage: Eukaryota; Fungi; Ascomycota; Sordariomycetes; Sordariales; Chaetomiaceae. The record is from RefSeq and is a predicted model, not a curated record. The transcript is spliced from 2 exons. Bases 1 to 840 code for a protein of 279 amino acids.
AUGCCCCCCAUCUACCACCACGGUCACGCUCCCUCCCAAACCCUCCACCACUCCUGGCGCACAGUCACCAACUCAGCCCCUCACUUACUCCCCCAUCUCGCCCGACUCUCCUCAACCUCCUCAUCAUUCCCAAUCCGUGUCCUUGACAUAGGCUGCGGCCCCGGCACGCUGUCCGCCUCCCUCGCCAAACACCUUCCCCCAACAGCAAGGAUCGUCGCAACAGAUAUCUCCGAUGAUGUGCUUGCUCGGGCGAGGGAACAUGCCGUGAGGGAGGGGUUAGCAGAGAUGAUGGAGUUUGUCAAUGCAGAUGUGUGUUACCUUCCCUUUAAGGACGGGGAGUUUGAGGUUGUGCAUGCGCAUCAAGUUUUAUGCCACAUAGAGGACCCAGUUAAAGCGAUCAAGGAGAUGGUAAGGGUAGUGAAGAAGGAAGGGGGCAUUAUUUCGCUGAGGGAGGCGGAUGUGAGGAACUGGCAUUGCUGGCCUGAGCUGGAAGGGCUAAGGAAGAUGGAGAUGUUGAUGAGGGAGGUGAUGAAGGCUGAUGGGGGGCAUCCGGAGGCCGGUAUGAGGUUGGUUGAGUGGUGUGUUAAGGCUGGUGUGAAAAAGAGCAGGAUUGACAUGGGGUUUGGGUCAUGGUGUUUUGCAAAGGAGGAGGAUCGGAGGAUGUGGGGAAUGGCCAUGAUUGAGCGGCUAAAGGCAGGACAUCUGCGACGCAAGUCCCUCGAGCUGGGGAUCACGACCGAAGAGGAGAUCGAGGGGAUCAUUCGGGACUGGGAGAGCUUUAUGGCAACGGAGACAGCCACUCUAGGGAAUGUCAACGGGGAAGUCACCAUUCGUGUUUGA